UGCACAUUUUAUUACAGUCAGACUGUGGUGAUGCAGAACAUGUAUGUGAGUCAGCAGAACUCAGCCAAGUCUGCAGAUGGUUCUCACCUGGCAAAUAUGAGUGACCAUGAGAUUCAAGAGCAAUUCGAGUAUUUCUUUGAUGAUGUAUUUUUUGAAUGUGAAGAGAAAUAUGGUGAAAUUGAAGAGAUGUGUGUCUGCGAUAAUCAGUGUGACCACCUACGAGGGAAUGUUUAUAUUAAAUUCAGGCGAGAAGAGGAUGCUGUAAAGGCUGCAGAAGAUUUGAACAACCGCUGGUACAUGUUCCGUCCAAUCUACUGUGACCUGUGCCCUGUUGCUGACUUCCGUGAAGCUUCUUGCAGGCAAUUUGAAAUGGGGCAAUGUGGCAAAGGAGGCUUCUGUAACUUUUGGCAUGUUAAGUCAAUUUCACAUCACCUCAAGAAUGUACUUGCCCGUUCCUCCCGUUCUCGAUACAAACAUCGUUCUCGCUCACGCUCUAGGUCACGUGAUAAGCAUUCGGAGAAACAUGCAGAUGGCAAGCAUCGGCGAAGGUCUCGCUCCCGUGAUCGUGACCGUGAUCGUCGGGACCGUAGAGGGCGCUACUAAGAAGAAACAAGAUGGUUUUAGUUUUUUAAUUGUCUUUUACAUAGUGUAAGAGUUUGGAAAUGUACAACAAAUGCAUAAAAAUUAUAAUGUAAUAAAUAAGAGAUUUACAAUACAUGCUUAGAACAUAGUGGUAACAAAAGCUGUAACUGUGAACUGGAGAAUCUUUGUAGGACUUGCUCACAUUUUUCAAGGAAAUCUAGCAUUGGGUUUAAUUUUUAAUCUCGGAUUCCAACACUAUAUAUAUAUAUACAUAUAUAUCACUGUAUCUGAAUGGCCAUUAGUUUUAAAUAUUGCUGCAAACAGUAUUUUCAUAAUUUUAUAAGCGCUCAAACUGCAACAAGGAAGUUUGGGAAUCAUUAUAAAUGCACAGACUUGAAGAUGGUUAUGCAUAGUAAAUGCCCAAACAUUUCACACAUUUUAUACACUUCAAGUAUGCCAUUUAUGAAGUCAAUAUUUCAUUUUCAUAUGCAUUCUCUUUAACAUAUGUUACCUCUCACCUGUUUCGUACAAGCCUUAACACUCGUUGCUGUAUGAUGAGAACUUCGUAGUAAUCCUUAGUGGACCAUUCAGAUACUGAACUGUAGGCUUAGUGAGUGUGACAUGGUUAGCCAUUAUCUCGUUCAUGAAUUUGUCUUAACUCAUUUGUUUUAAGAAUAGGUUGUCUUUUUUAUACUAAUUGUUUGUUGUGCAUCUAAACUGGUAGGAUUAGAUGUAGGUAGGAAGUCUUUUCGACAGCAUGGUUAUUCAAUAAAGAUUAUAAAUUGUCUCUGAAAUAUAAUAUUUUCCUGUUCCCUAAUAUAAUAUCAAGUUUAAUGAAAUUGUUUACGACUUACUAACCAUGUCACAUACUGUCAUAGAAAUGGGCCAUGCAAAGUGGUGGUAUGUUACUUGGGAAAUGUGUUGUAUUUUUGUUUUCCAUAAAGUAUUACUUAGGAUUGUGCCUGUAACAUUUCAUUUGAAAUAUCAGUGAAUACAGGUCUCAGCUAA
This is a messenger RNA of Procambarus clarkii (red swamp crayfish), 1590 nucleotides long. Its product is annotated as splicing factor U2af 38 kDa subunit-like. Gene Ontology annotation, cellular component: U2AF complex; spliceosomal complex. Gene Ontology annotation, biological process: mRNA splicing, via spliceosome. Gene Ontology annotation, molecular function: metal ion binding; pre-mRNA 3'-splice site binding. Lineage: Eukaryota; Metazoa; Arthropoda; Malacostraca; Decapoda; Cambaridae. The record is from RefSeq and is a predicted model, not a curated record.